Messenger RNA from Prorocentrum cordatum, 757 nucleotides. The record is from the annotation of a GenBank genome assembly. Lineage: Eukaryota; Dinophyceae; Prorocentrales; Prorocentraceae.
AUGAAGCUCCCUGCUGGGGCCAACAUUUCCGUUUCCGCGGCGCUGGCCAGUUGGGCGGCCUUUUGGAGCGAGCCCGUUGCGCGCAGAGCCGCGUCCGCCUGCGAGGUCGUUGUGGCUGGCGACUUCAGACCGGGCUGCUCCAGGGCGGAGCACUGGACAGUGGGAGGAAACUUCAGGGGCCAGCUGGGCGACACGUCCUUCGUAUACAGGGACACAUUCGAUCGGGUGCUCGCUGGCGUCCAGGCCAUCGACACUGGCGGCCAGCAUGCCGCGGUGCUGAUGGCAGGUGGAGCCGCGCAGACGGCCAGGUGCAUCUCGAACGGCCAGUUGGGUGUCGAAGACGUGGCCGACGGGCAGGAUUUUACCGACGCCGCACUUGCGGGAGCGCAGGCCGUCGCGGCCAGCGAAGUGCAUUCAGCCGCGCUCAAGAGCGACGGGACGCGGGUUGCCGGGCUGCAUACCAGCGGGCAGCUGGGAUUGGACGAUUCCACCGACGGGCCGAGCUGCCCGUCGGCGUUCGACCCAGCGGUCCACAACGCCCCGCCGUUGAGGAGCGCAGCCGACUGCUGGCUGCACACGACCACAGGCUGGCCGCCGAGCGCCACGGCCUGCACGUUGGCCAGGGGCACGCGGGUGCACGCGGACCUGUCUGCCGUGUCAACAGGGGCCCGGGAUGCGGAGCCAGACUCAGGUUUUUCCACCUCUCCUGCCCCCCUCACUCGGCCUCUUCCUACCCCGUCCCCCUCCUCGCACCUCC